Molecule: messenger RNA, 261 nt
Organism: Echinococcus granulosus
Lineage: Eukaryota; Metazoa; Platyhelminthes; Cestoda; Cyclophyllidea; Taeniidae
Exons: 3
Coding region: 1-261 (86 amino acids)
Biological process (GO): mitochondrial electron transport, ubiquinol to cytochrome c
Source: RefSeq, a predicted model, not a curated record
AUGCCCUUUUUGGGGGGAAGUCGGGCUCUAAGACCCUACCAAACAGGCUUGAUGGAUACAGGUGAUACUGUUAUCGAUCCGAUCCACGAACUUCGACGAAAAUGCCGUGAAACCAAAGAAUGCGCUAAGUUUGUCAAAUUAUUUGAGGCCUGUUCUGAUCGUCAGCCAAAGACAAGGGAGAGCUGCGAAGAGGAAUUCAUCGAUCUGGUCCAAUGUGUGGAUAAGUGCGUUGGCCCCAAACUCUUUGCUACUUUAAAAUAA